This is a messenger RNA of Tremella mesenterica DSM 1558, 2019 nucleotides long. RefSeq lists its product as uncharacterized. The transcript is spliced from 6 exons. Bases 1 to 2019 code for a protein of 672 amino acids. The record is from RefSeq and is a predicted model, not a curated record. NCBI's taxonomy places the organism in Eukaryota, Fungi, Basidiomycota, Tremellomycetes, Tremellales, Tremellaceae.
AUGGCCCCUCCUACUCCCACCUCUAACCCUUUCGCCGCCAUGAGGAACUUUGGUGGUAUGGUGUCGUCUGCUCUUUCCUUCGGCGACAGAUCUCGCCAAGUCUCCUCCCUCGGCCUCGGCACCCUCUCUUUGGGGGAGCCGUCUGGCGAUGUCCCGCCUCCUCGCUCCGCUUCUCCUCCCGCCGGUCCUCCCGCUGGUUCUCCCUCUGCUUCUCCUCCUCCUGGUCCUCGCUCUGCUUCCCCUCCUGCCGCCAGUCCUCGCCGCAGGACGCCCGCCUUUCGUCCUGACUUCGAAGGAAAAGGGGGUGAUUAUAGUGAUGAGGAUGAUAGAAUCGUGUCGGAGGGUGAAACCGAGUUAGAGGAACACUCGGAUGAUGAUAUGGUGGCGGUUAGUGUAGAGGACAACAACGUAGAUAGUCCUGAGCCCGGUCCUGCCCCUCCCCCUGCUCAAAUUGUGGGCCAGAAACGACGCCGUUCCCUCUCUUCUUCUUCUUCUUCCUCUUCUUCUUCUUCCUCUUCUUCUUCCUCUUCCGGGGUUCUCCCCCCCCCCAACGCCAUCGCCGCUGCCGCCGCUGCCGCCGCUGCUGCCGCCGCCGCCGCCGGUCCUGCUGCCGCCGUCCCCGUCGCUGCUCCCCCCCCUUCUCCCAGAGGGGAGCCUUCGCCCAAACGGGUGAAGAGAUCACUGCGGGAAGAAGAGUACUUGUGGGAGAAGAUGAAGUCCGAGCCUGGUCGUUGGAUCGCGGUUGGUGUUGACGAAGCGUGUGAUCGUUGCCGACUCAGGCCACACAACAAGGCCCUCCGUUGUGCUUCAUGCACGUCUGGCCCCUGCUCCUUCUGUCCCGUUUCCUCUGCCCGGGACAUCCCGCCCCGUCCCUUCGACGCUUCUCCUCUCCCCCCUCCCCAGACUCCAGCGUCUGUCCCCCGUUCGCGGGUACCGUCUUCGUCUCUCCGGUCGGUUCGCCGUACUUCGCCGGACCUCCGCCCGUCGCCUCCGUCGCCGUCGCCCUUCGCUCCUGUGGCCGGCCCAUCACGUCUCCCGGCUGUUCCUCCUUCGUCUUCUCGCCGUCCUUCGGCCUCUGCUCCUUCGGCCUCCCGUCCUUCGGCCCCUCGUCCGUCCUCUCCUGUGGUGGCUUCUCCUCCGGCCCACAGCACCCGAAGUCGCCGUCCUUCUGCUCCUCCGGCCGCUUCGGCGGCCCCUCCCGUCACCCCUCCCUCUGCUUCCCAGAAGACACCGAAGUCUUCUUUAAAGAAAUCAAAAGGGAAAUCUAAAGAGAAGGAGGUUGCCUUCAAUGAUGGUGAUGUGGAAGGUGAAGAUACUCAGCGUGCUGGUCCCUCUGCUCCCCGGUUGUCCCUCGUCCACCCUCGUAUCUCCCUGGACGUCCGUAUUCCUGAGGACGAAAAGGAAUUCGCCACUUAUCGUUCUCUCGUCCUCGGUCUCACUACUCAGCUUGAGGCCGCCCGAAAUGAUACAUCUCUCCUGCUUGACUUCUCUUCUCGUCAAGCUAACGCUUUAAACAAUCUUACUGCGGCGUUAGUAGAUGUAGUCAACACUGGGGCUCUGGACGACGAAGCAAGGACAAGGUUAGCGGACGUCUCUCGCCGAAGCCUUACUGAGAUAGCCGAUGUUCGCCGAAGACUGUUCGACACCCCCUUCCUAGUCACUCCUAUGGCGUAUGAGCCACCACCGUCCCUUGACUGGUUAGGUCGCCGUAGUAGUUCUCGUGUCCCAGCUUCCGCCCAGACUGCUCUCGACCUCCUCAGUCUUCCCUUCGAGUGUCUACGGACCAUACGUUCUCUGUGGAGGACUCCGAGCAUGCAAGCUGCUCGAGAUGUCCAGGACUUCGGUGACUUCUUUGGGGCUAUGAAUCGGGCAUGGAAUGCUUCUCUCUCUACUGCGUUCCCGUCUGAGACUCUCGAUCUACCUUCGGUCAUCGGUAGCCUCCACACCAAUCCCGCGGGACCGAGUAGAUCGAAGGAGAAAGGAAAAGGAAAAGGUAAGGGUAAGAGUAAGGACAAGUGA